Molecule: messenger RNA, 672 nt
Organism: Dicrocoelium dendriticum
Lineage: Eukaryota; Metazoa; Platyhelminthes; Trematoda; Plagiorchiida; Dicrocoeliidae
Source: the annotation of a GenBank genome assembly
AUGCCUGUCACCAGCAAUCAAGUUCGACGCUUUUACGCUAUUCAGAAGAUGAAGGAGAUUUCAAUACCUUUACCACCUUCUCUCGCUACCUUGUCAUUUGAAGAGCGAUACCAAAUCUUCAAAGCUGAUUUACCCAAAUUCAACUUUCCGAUGAGCUAUCCGCAUUGGAUUCAAUCUGAGAAGCGAAGGCAUUACAAUCCAACGGCUUACGAUUCAUGGUUAGAUUUGUGUACUUUAACACAAGAGUUUGAGUCUGUUCCAUCCAUCACCGUUCCCGAAGAAAUCUCUUCACGAAAAAGACCAGCAUCUCCCGAGACACUACACAAAACACCCGAACUCGCGCACAUGGAACCAUCCACCUCCAGGAGAAGACCAGCAUCUCCCAAGUGCCCAAGCUCACUCACUUUAUUGAUGACAUUUUGGCUACACCAUUCAUGUCUCAACUUCCCGAAGUUGACUUGGACUUUGAUCCAAUUACACCGGUCCAACUAGAAAACAUGCUAACAGCAACAGCAACUGCUGAAGACAUACCUGCUGAACAAACCGGUUUAGAUACCGAUACCUUAUUCGAAACGGUAAAGUCAGAAUUUAAUACUGAUAGUAAACUAUGGACCUUCAUUUACCGAGGCCCUUCACCUGUUUUUAUUAAAGGGACUCAUGUCAACGCACUCA